AUCCCCCCGCGAGCUGGACUGCGCCGAGGCUUCUGUGAACCGCUUGGGGCCGGCCGGGGCGGGGCCUACCCGACCCGGGUUUGGCUGGCGGGCCCCUAGUAAUGCUUUCCUCCCCGCCCCCGGCCCAAAGUGCCACGGUGGCGGUGGUGGCGGCCGCGAGGCCGAGUGUCCCCGGCCCUGCCAGCCUCGCAACCGUAACCUGUAAUCCCGACCCGAGGGACGCCCGCCGGGGAGGCGCUAGCCCGCCUCUCCCUGCGGCCGCUGGUCGGCUCCGACCUCGAAUCACCCGGCUCACCCGCGGAUCGCAGCACCUGCCGGAUGUGGGGAGGAAGAAGGAGGCCAGAUGAGGGAAGGCGGAUGUAGGCGCCCAGUCUGUCCGCGCCUUGGUGGGGCAGCUGGGUGGGCAAGCCUGCGGUCGCUCCCGGAAACCAGCCCUGGGCUGCGGGGACACGAAGGUGGUUGGUCCUGCCCUCCAGGAGCGCCCCGACAUCGACGUAAAAUGACUUGGCACCAGAGCUCCUGCCGCCUCCCCCUUAUGCAGCUGCCCUCGCCGACGCCAGGGACUGUAAAGUCAGAUGGGACAGGGCCUAGCCGUUCAGCCAACACUUUGAGCUUCCCAGCCAAACUCCUACCCCCACUCCCCGCCUCCGGUCCUCACCCCCUUCCUCUCUCCCAGCCUCGGUGUCUGGUUACGGCUCCUCUGCUCGCAUUGUGACUCUGGGCCAGGCUGGGGGAAAUGACCCGGGAGGGUCCCAUGCGGCUACAUAAAAUUGGCAGCCUUAGAACUAGUGGGAAGGCGGGUGCACGAAGUCGAGGGGCGGAGAGAGGGGGGCGGAGGAGCUGCUUUCUGAAUCCAAGUUCGUGGGCUCUCUCAGAAGUCCUCAGGACGGAGCAGAGGUGGCUGGCGGGCCCGGCUGACUGCGCCUCUGCUUUCUUUCCAUAACCUUUUCUUUCGGAGUCGAAUCACGGCUGCUGCGAAGGGUCUAGUUCCGGACACUAGGGUGCCCGAACGCGCUGAUGCCCCGAGUGCUCGCAGGGCUUCCCGCUAACCAUGCCGCCGCCGCCGCCCGCAGCUGCCUUGGCGCUGCCUGUGCUCCUGCUACUGCUGGUGGUGCUGACGCCGCCCCCGACCGGCGCAAGGCCAUCCCCAGGCCCAGAUUACCUGCGGCGCGGCUGGCUGCGGCUGCUAGCGGAGGGCGAGGGCUGCGCUCCCUGCCGGCCAGAAGAGUGCGCCGCGCCGCGGGGCUGCCUGGCGGGCUGGGUGCGCGACGCGUGCGGCUGCUGCUGGGAAUGUGCCAACCUCGAGGGCCAGCUCUGCGACCUGGACCCCAGUGCUCACUUCUACGGGCACUGCGGCGAGCAGCUUGAGUGCCGGCUGGACACAGGCGACGACCUGAGCCGCGGAGAGGUGCCGGAACCUCUGUGUGCCUGUCGUUCGCAGAGUCCGCUCUGCGGGUCCGACGGUCACACCUACUCCCAGAUCUGCCGCCUGCAGGAGGCGGCCCGCGCUCGGCCCGAUGCCAACCUCACUGUGGCACACCCGGGGCCCUGCGAAUCGGGGCCCCAGAUCGUGUCACAUCCAUAUGACACUUGGAAUGUGACAGGGCAGGAUGUGAUCUUUGGCUGUGAGGUGUUUGCCUACCCCAUGGCCUCCAUCGAGUGGAGGAAGGAUGGCUUGGACAUCCAGCUGCCAGGGGAUGACCCCCACAUCUCUGUGCAGUUUAGGGGUGGACCCCAGAGGUUUGAGGUGACUGGCUGGCUGCAGAUCCAGGCUGUGCGUCCCAGUGAUGAGGGCACUUACCGCUGCCUUGCCCGCAAUGCCCUGGGUCAAGUGGAGGCCCCUGCUAGCUUGACAGUGCUCACACCUGACCAGCUGAACGCUACAGGCAUCCCCCAGCUGCGAUCACUAAACCUGGUUCCUGAGGAGGAGGCUGAGAGUGAAGAGAAUGACGAUUACUACUAGGUCCAGAGCUCUGGCCCAUGGGGGUUGCUCACACCCGAGAUGUGAGGUUCCAGGAGCGCCGACCCAGAGUUGCCAGGCCUGAAGGCGGGAGAGGCUCAGUCGCACCCUACAUUUCCCACCUCCAAGAUUUUAAGUAUAGUUCGCUUGAAAUCCCUGGAAUGCGCUUUCUUCUGGCUCCUACCCGGAGAUCCGGAGUCCGGACAAACCGGGGCAGGAAGGGUCCGUCGGACCAGCGCCUCCCAAGCCGAGGCUUCCAGGUCUCGGCCGGGCUCUUCUCCCUGCUUUUAGCUGAGCCGGGCUGGACGUGCCUCUCUCCUCCAUCUAGAGCAGGGUGUGAAGAGGAAGCCAGAGGGGGCUGUCUGAAAAUGACCCUGACCCCCUCCUCGGGCUGUCGUGAGGAGGAGGGCCGCUUCGCCCGGCUGCUCGUCAUCGCGAAGGCUCCAAAGAAGGGUUGCGCAGCCGUGCUGGUAUAACCGAGGGUGUCCUGGCGAAGCCCAGCCCCUGGCGCCCUGGUGACCGGGGGGGUCGAUGUGCGGACUGGGCAGAACUGGAGCCCGAAGCUGGAGAGCGCCCCUCAAAAAGAAGCCUGGAAGCCCGAGAGAUGAACCCGACUCAGAGAGGGCCAAGACUGCAGACCUUGGGGACCGAGGACACCCUCACCACGCUGGUGGGGGCUGGGGGGAUGGCGCGGGCGGUGGCGUGCGGGGAAGCGCCUGGGGAACACCUGGCUCUGCAAGUUUUGUGCCUUAGCGGAAAGAGGCGACAUCUCUGGCAAGUUGGGAGUACAGGAAGUAGCGAAGGAGUGCCAUCUGGUGGAUCCUUCUGGUAGUGACACUCAGACCUGGGCCAGGGGCCUUGAGACAAUUUACUUGACUGGAAAAAUCUGAAUAAAAAAAAGAUGCUUCAA
This is a messenger RNA of Pan troglodytes (chimpanzee), 2870 nucleotides long. RefSeq names its product Kazal type serine peptidase inhibitor domain 1 (gene KAZALD1). The transcript is spliced from 6 exons. Gene Ontology annotation, biological process: regulation of cell growth; regulation of signal transduction. Gene Ontology annotation, molecular function: insulin-like growth factor binding. Bases 1052 to 1963 code for a protein of 303 amino acids. NCBI's taxonomy places the organism in Eukaryota, Metazoa, Chordata, Mammalia, Primates, Hominidae. Gene Ontology annotation, cellular component: extracellular region. The record is from RefSeq and is a predicted model, not a curated record.